Molecule: messenger RNA, 2412 nt
Organism: Opisthocomus hoazin
Lineage: Eukaryota; Metazoa; Chordata; Aves; Opisthocomiformes; Opisthocomidae
Source: RefSeq, a predicted model, not a curated record
AUGCCGGCAACCAACCAGGGCUGGCCCGAGGCCUUCGGGUUCAAGAUAAACGGGACCGGUCCGUGCUACGUCGUCUGGGUGCAGGAGGGGAGCAGCGCGGCGGCGGCAGGGCUUCGGCUGGGCGAUGAGGUGCUGGAGAUCGAAGGGCAGCCCGUCUCCUCCCUGGGCUGCGAGGUGGAGGACAUCCUCGGGGACCAGCCGGAGCUCAAGGAGAAGGUGUUCACGGUCCUGAAGCAGUACGCGGCGGAGCGGAAGGUGGAGUACUUGGCCUACACCCUCUGCAUGGUCCUCACCCAGGAGUCCCACCAGGAUCUGCUGGACAGCAUCAGGAUUUUCAUCCCCAAGAAGCACCGGCAGCGGUUUGACGAGGGGGUGUCAACUGUGCGAGUUUAUAAAGGCAACAGAAGCUUUGGCUUCACGCUGCGCGGCCAUGCCCCGGUGUGGAUCGAGUCCGUCCUGCCAGGGAGCCCAGCUGAGAAGGCUGCUCUCAAGGCUGGAGACCGGAUCCUGUUCCUCAAUGGCCUGGACAUGAGGGAUAAGUGCAUCCCGCAGUCUCGGUCAGGCCCCGUCUCCCGGCUGCGCGUGCUGCCCUGCACUCACUGCAGAGGGGGAACAGAGACCAGCGCCGAUGAGCCCGGCGAAGCGUCCAGGCCUCGGCUUGCUCAUGACUCCGAUUCUGCCGACUCCCCGAGCACCUCCUCUGCCCUCACCUCCCUGCACUGGGUUGCAGAGAUUCUCCCCUCUAGCAUCAAGAUCCAGGGAAGGACCUUCACCCAGCAGCUGGAGCACCUGCUGACCCCCCCCGAGCGCUAUACCAUCUGCAAAGCGCUGGAAGGCUUCUUCCAACAUCGGACCAUUGACACUCUCAUUGUGGAUGUGUACCCGGUGCUGGACACACCGGCCAAGCAAGUCAUUUGGCAGUUUAUCUACCAGCUGCUGACCUACGAAGAGCAGGAGCUCUGCCAGCAAAAGAUUGCCAGGUUUCUUGGUUACAAGUCCUUGGCAGGUGAGAGGAGAGCCCCGGCGCUGUGGCGCGGCUCCUUUCGAGGGGCCUCCCUGUGCCGGGGAAGCCUUCGAGCCCGCCGCCCCGAGGAAGGGGGGGCUGCAGGCCAGAGCGAUACCAUCGAGGUCCCGGUUCGCCUGAUCCCUGGAGAGAGACAGGCUGGCGACGGCACAUCCCUCCCGGAGACACCCAACCCCAAAAUGAUGAGUUUCCACGAUGACCAGGGCAGCUACGUCACCAACGACGCCAGCAGCAGCGAGUACAUCAGCAGCAGCGACGAGGGCAGCUCCCUGACCUACUCCACGCUCUCGGACCACCUCGGGGAAGACUCGGAUUAUGACAAGCUGAGUGAUAUGGUCAAAUACCUCGACCUGGAGCUGCACUUCGGGACACAGAAGCCUACGAAGCCAACUCUCAUGCCUGAAAACUUUAAAAAGAAAGACGUGGUUGAAAUUUUGUCCCACAAAAAGGCCUACAACACAUCCAUCCUGAUAGCCCACCUCAAGCUCUCGCACAUGGAACUGCGCCAGAUCCUCAUGACGAUGGAGACGGACCGCCUGGAGCCUUCCCACAUCAAGCAGCUCUUGCUGUACGCCCCGGACGGGGAAGAAGUCCAGCGCUUCCAGAGCUACAAGGAGAACCCCUGCAAGCUCAGCGAGCCCGACCAGUUUGUGCUGCAGAUGUUGUCGGUGCCAGAGUACAAGAUCCGCCUGCGCAGCCUGCAUUUUAAGAGCACCCUGCAGGAGAAGACAGAGGAGAUCAAAGCCAGCUACGAGUGCAUCUGCAAGGCCUCUCUGGAGCUGAAAAGCAGCAAGAAGCUGGCUAAGAUCUUGGAGUUCGUGCUGGCUAUGGGAAACUAUCUGAACAACGGGCAGCCCAAGACCAGCAAAACAACAGGCUUCAAAAUCAACUUUCUCACGGAGCUGAACACAACCAAGACUGUUGAUGGGAAAUCCACCUUCCUGCACAUUCUUGCCAAAUCACUUAGCCAACAUUUCCCAGAGCUCCUGGGCUUUGCCAAGGAUCUUCCUACAGUGCCGCUCGCUGCCAAAGUGAACCAGAGGACUCUAACGGCUGACCUCAAGGACCUGCACACCACCGUCAGUGACAUCCAGAUGGCCUGCCGCAACAUGCCGGCUACCGCAGAGGACAGAUUUGCAGUUGUGAUGGCUUCCUUCCUGGAGAGUGCCCAGCCUGCCAUGCGGUCCCUGGACGACCUGCAGCACAAGGCCAUGGACGAAUUCAGCAAGGUCUUGUCCUUCUUUGGGGAAGACUCAAAAAUGACAACUUCUGAAGCCUUCUUUGGCAUUUUUGCAGAAUUCAUGAGCAAGUUUGAGCGGGCACUCAGCGAUGUGCAGGUUGGCGAGAGCCAGCGCAGCCCCAGGAUGACCUCCCCGCUCGCCUGGUGA